AUGUUCAACUCUGAAUCCUUCCUCAGCUCCCUGCACAGAGGCUGCCUCAGUAGCUGUGCUGCGGUAGACACUGGUCACCAGCACAGUCUGGAUCAAGCGUCCCCACAUGUGGCUGCGUUGGGAGCCAGCAGGGAAAAGGCUGUCUGGCACUGGCCUCCUCUGGGCUCCUCUGACGUUGGCCUUGUCGCUGGAGUGCUUGAUUAUAAAGGCCUCCUAGGUCAGAAGGGGAAGUCAAGACGCCCUAACGCCUUGAGCGGCAAUAGACAGAGGCACCUUAGCCACCGCGGGACCCCUGCAGGCGUGCAGGAGCCAGCCAGUCGCGCAGGCGCAGGGCCGGAGCGGGAAUGCGCCCCGCCUUCCCCGGGCCCCGCCCCCCCGCUUCAGUUCCGGGUCCUGUCAGUAGGGGCGGCCGCGGUCUGGGCAGCGGCCAAAGGCGCGCAGCUGCGCGGCCCGGGUUUCCAGCCGGGCCUCUUUCCCGGCCGGGCCCCAGCAUGGCUGCCCCCAGGGCUGCGGGUGGGGACGGUGCCGCGUUGUCGCGUUCCUGACGGCCCCUGGCGUCUGUGCUCUCCUUCUCUUCCCCAGGCCACUCCAGCAGACAUGUUUGCCAAGGCCUUUCGGGUCAAGUCCAACACGGCCAUCAAGGGGUCGGACAGGAGAAAGCUUCGGGCUCAUGUGAUGGCUGCUUUCCCCACUCUAGGAACGGAUCAGGUCUCUGUGUUGGUACCUGGAAAGGAGGAGCUCACCAUUGUGAAACUGUUUGCUCACAGAGGGGAUGCAGUGACUGUGUACGUGAGCGGUGGUAACCCCAUCCUGUUCGAAGUGGAGAAAAAUCUGUAUCCGACAGUGUAUGCCUUGUGGUCCUAUCCUGACCUUCUCCCAGCUUUCACGAUGUGGCCUCCGGUGCUUGAAAAACUGGUGGGGGGAGCAGAUUUGAUGCUGCCAGGACUCGUGGUGCCCCCUGCUGGUCUGCCUCAGGUACAGAAGGGUGACCUCUGUGCCAUUGCCUUGCUGGGGAACAGAGUGGCUGCACCAGUUUGCAUUCUCACCAACAUUGCCAGAGGAUUUCCCUCUCUCCACAUCUUCACCAAUACCUGUUGUUUUCUGUGUUGUUUAUGUUAGCCAUUCCGACAGGUGUGCGGUGAUACGUCAUUGUAGUUUUGAGUUGUACUUCCCUGAUGUUGAGAGAUGUCGAGCAUCUUUUUAUGUGUCUGUUAGCCAUCUGGAUGUGUUCUCCGGAAAAAGGCGUAUUCAUGUCUUCUGCCCGUUUCUUAACUGGAUUAUUUGUUGUUUGGGUGUUAAGUGUAUAUCUUGUUGUUGGGUGUUGAGUUCCUUAUAUGUUUUAAAUAUUAAUCUUAUGAAAUUUUAAAA
Molecule: messenger RNA, 1368 nt
Organism: Prionailurus viverrinus (fishing cat)
Lineage: Eukaryota; Metazoa; Chordata; Mammalia; Carnivora; Felidae
Exons: 7
Coding region: 1-1119 (372 amino acids)
Biological process (GO): formation of translation preinitiation complex
Molecular function (GO): translation initiation factor activity
Source: RefSeq, a predicted model, not a curated record